UGAAAAGACUGUCCUACUGUACUUAAAAAAGAUCGCGGMGGUCUUUCACAAUUCUGUCUCGAGAAAAUUUGAAAACACGCAUUCCUUCUCCGACCGCAACAAAAACCAAAASCAAAACCAAACCCACCACCAUGUCCAGCAACGACGACGAGAAACCGGUCGCCUACCCCGAGGGCUACACCGUCCCCACCGUUUGGGAGCCAAAGUUGAUGGACGGAGUAAUGGGCGGGAUGAACCGGCCCACCGCCGGAAAGCGCUUCGACUCGGAGCUCCCCAGGGGCGAGCACGACCURCAGCUCUACUCGCUCGGAACGCCCAACGGGCAGAAGGUCACCAUCCUGCUGGAGGAACUCGGCGUGGACUACGACGCCUACACGAUCAACAUUAUGCAGCUCGAGCAGUUCGGAUCGGCCUUUGUGGACAUCAAYCCGAACUCGAAGAUCCCCGCCCUGCUGGACUACGCCCCCCCCUGCGAAAGCAGCRCCGAAAGCGAGAAGGAACCCCUCCGCCUCUUUGAAUCGGGAUCCAUCCUGCUGUACCUGGCGGAGCGCGAAAAGAAGUUCCUCCCCACCGACCCCCGCGCCAGGACGGAGUGCCUCAACUGGCUCUUUUGGCAGAUGGGAACCGCGCCCUACCUCGGGGGGGGCUUCGGGCACUUUUACAAGUACGCCCCCCUCAAGAUCGAGUACGCGAUCGAYCGCUUCGCCAUGGAGGCYAAGCGGAUCGUGGACGUCCUGGACAAGCAGCUCGAACAGAAGGACUACGUCUGCGGGAGCGAGUACACGAUCGCGGACAUGGCCAUCUACCCCUGGAUCCGAUGCCUCCACACYGGGUACAAGGGGACGGAGUUUUUGCAGCUCGAAACCUACGCCAACGUCGAGCGGUGGAUGGCGACCCUCGCGGAGAGGCCCGCCGUCCGGAGGGGCCUGCGGGUGAACGGAUUCGGGGAAGACGCGGUCAGGGAGCGGCACUCGCCCGACGACUUUGCGGAGCCGCCGGGCSAAGAAGCCUAGCCACCCGAGCGGGUGGAGCGACGAUGCACGGSACGCYGGGGCAUUCCAAGCACGGCAUUCGUGCAUCUGUGGUAGUGCUUUUCKUUUAGGAACUUCCGGAACUCAUGUUAUCAAUUUUAAGAACACGCCAGCGAAGCCUGGCAAACAAACUAGCAGAUACAAA
This is a messenger RNA of Pseudo-nitzschia multistriata, 1176 nucleotides long. The record is from the annotation of a GenBank genome assembly. NCBI's taxonomy places the organism in Eukaryota, Bacillariophyta, Bacillariophyceae, Bacillariales, Bacillariaceae.